Aspergillus pseudoviridinutans is the source of this 690-nucleotide messenger RNA. RefSeq lists its product as uncharacterized. The record is from RefSeq and is a predicted model, not a curated record. NCBI's taxonomy places the organism in Eukaryota, Fungi, Ascomycota, Eurotiomycetes, Eurotiales, Aspergillaceae. The coding region runs from base 1 to 690 and encodes 229 amino acids. The transcript has 2 exons.
AUGCCCGCACAACGCCAUGUAACUCGCACUCCUACGAGGAACCCACCUAGCAAUGACCUCAGGAGGCAGGUUCUGACCCGCAACUCUGGCGCGCCUUCCAGGAAGUCUUCCAACCUACCUCGCAGGGACCCAAGUGUCCCGGCGAGCGAGGUCCAUCCCGCCCUGAGAACUUAUCGCCAAGCCCCCAGCGUCAAGCCCAUCAUUGAUGUCCUAGACGGUGAGAAUAGUCUUUGGGAUCUUACUGAGAUCUGGUACCAGAUCCUCAAACUCCACUGUGCCCCGGAAGACGGCUUCAUCAUCAAAGCCCUUCCCGAGGCAGCCAGUCCUGAGACACCAGAGACGUACGGACUGCAUUCGAUGACCGUUACCGGACCUGGUGCAGAAGGAUUCAGCACCUUCUUUGCCAUCGUUUGCGCGACCGCAGUGUAUCAGGACAGGACAUCUGUCCGCUUGCGAGCUGCUAAUGAACUCAGAAGGCUGCUCGCUGAGAUAUAUCACGCGCGCGUAACGAAUGGACAGUACUCUCAGCUCCGUGGAGCUGUCGCGGUUGGUCAAUCUGUUCAGUUCUUCAAUUGGGGUGAGGAUGAUGGAGUUCUAAGGGUGUUUCCCUGGGCGACACACCCGUUCGAUAUCAAAGGCGACCAUUACGCUGUCCAAGGUUGUCUUGACAUUGUCGUCCAGAAUCAUUAA